This is a messenger RNA of Budorcas taxicolor (takin), 4305 nucleotides long. Its product is annotated as polycystic kidney disease protein 1-like 2. The annotation marks the transcript as partial. Gene Ontology annotation, cellular component: membrane. The record is from RefSeq and is a predicted model, not a curated record. The transcript has 25 exons. Gene Ontology annotation, biological process: detection of mechanical stimulus. NCBI's taxonomy places the organism in Eukaryota, Metazoa, Chordata, Mammalia, Artiodactyla, Bovidae. Gene Ontology annotation, molecular function: calcium channel activity; calcium ion binding; protein binding.
AUGGCUACAGUGUCUCGGCUGCUGGAAGCUGCAGAGCAUGUGCAGGCCGCCCUCCUGCUGGGGAGACUGCCCGGGGGCCUUCCAGCCAUGGUGACAACCUCCUCCAUCUCUGUGUACACAAACAGAAUACAGCCCUGGAGUUGGCGAGGCUCCUCCGUGCAUGUUGCUGCAGCCAGCUCUGUGACCUUCACCCUGCCCACUGCCCCCCUCGGCUCCAUGGAGGACUAUCGGGAGCCUGUGGACAUAAGGAUGAUGAGCUUCCCCAAGAGCCCCUUUCCAGCCCGAGGUCACUUUGAUGUCAGCGGAACUGUGGGUGGCCUCUCUCUGACCAGUCCUAGUGGACAGCUCAUCCCUGUGAAGAAUCUGUCAGAGUAUAUCGAGAUCCUGCUGCCUCGGCUUUCAGAAGGGCACAGUGAACCAACUGUGCUGAACCUGAGCAGACCUGAAGCCCUGUGGGUGAACCUGACGUCAGGCAGCGCGGCUUUGGGGAUCCAGCUGCACUGGAGACCUGAUGCCCCACUCACGCUCAGCCUGGGUUAUGGCUACCACCCCAAUGAGACCAGCUACGAUGCCCAGGCUCACCUCCCGCCAACAGCUGCUUCAGAUGAGCUGUCCACGUGGAUCCUGAGCCCAGAGGACCUGCCUUUUGGAGAAGGCGUCUACUAUCUGACUGUUAUCCCAGAGUCUGACCUGGAGCCAGCUCCAGGCAGGGACCUUACAGUCGGCAUCACCACCUUCCUGUCCCAUUGUGUUUUCUGGGACGAAGUCCAGGGCACUUGGGACAACUCCGGGUGCCAGGUGGGGCCGCAGACCACCCUCUCGCAGACCCACUGCCUUUGCAACCACCUCACCUUCUUUGGGAGCACGCUCCUGGUGAUGCCCAAUGCCGUGGACGUCCGCCAGACUGCUGAGCUCUUUGCCACCUUUGCGGACAACCCUGUGGUUGUGACCACCGUGAGCUGCCUCUGCGUGGCCUACCUCCUGGUGCUGAUCUGGGCGAGGAGGAAGGAUGUUCAGGAUCAAGCCAAGGUAAAGGUCACAGCGCUGGAGGACAACGACCCCUUGGCUCAGUACCACUACCUGGUGACAAUCUACACCGGACACCGGAGGGGGGCAGCCACCUCCUCAAAGGUGACUGUCACCCUAUAUGGCCUGGAUGGAGAGAGUGAGCCCCACCACCUGUCGGACCCCGACAUUCCGGUUUUUGAGCGAGGGGGAGUGGAUGUCUUCUUGCUCUCCACCCUGUUUCCCCUGGGGGAGCUGAGGAGCCUGCGACUAUGGCAUGACAACUCAGGGGACCAGCCAUCCUGGUAUGUAAGCCGGGCGCGGGUGCAUGACCUGGCAAUGGACCGCAAGUGGCACUUCCUCUGCAACUCAUGGCUAUCCAUCGAUGUCGGAGACUGUGUCCUUGACAAGGUAUUUCCGGUGGCCACAGAGGAGGACAGGAAACAAUUCAGCCACCUGUUUUUCUUGAAGACCUCCACAGGCUUCAAGGAUGGCCACAUUUGGUGCUCCAUCUUCAGCAGCUCAGCUUGGAGCAACUUCACACGUGUCCAGAGGGUGUCCUGCUGCUUCUCACUGCUCCUCUGCACCAUGCUGACCAGCAUCAUGUUCUGGGGUGUCCCCAAGGACCCAGCUGAGCAAAAGAUGGACUUGGGUCAAAUCGAGUUCACUUGGCAGGAAGUGAUGAUUGGGCUGGAGAGCUCACUCCUCAUGUUCCCCAUCAACCUCCUGAUUGUUCAGAUCUUUCGGAAUACCCGUCCUCGGGUGGCCAAGGAGCAGAACGCUGGGAAAUGGGAUGGGCGGCGCCUCAGCCUGGCGCCCUCACCACAGCCCAUGGAGGAUGGCCUUCUGACGCCUGAAGCAGUGACCAAGGAUUUGUGGAGACUUGUCAGCUCCCUGUUCAAAGCUCUGAAGGUGCCACCCCCUCUCUUGGGCUGGGACUCCAUGAACUCAAUGAACAUCAACCAACUGCUGGCCUUGAUGGAAGAUGUCAUCUGUCAACAGAACAAAGCAGGACAGGUCUUCUCGGAGGAAGUCAGCCAGACAGGGGCCCCUUUAACACUCACCCUUGGAUCAGUACAAGUAAAAGAAGACAUGCAACGCCCCAGGCCCACGGCGGGCCCAAGUGAUGCCUGGAAGAACAGCACCUUCCGGCAGUGUCUCUACCUUCAGCUGGAGCACCUGGAGCAAGAGCUGCUGCUCCUGGAGCCCCAGGGCUCCUCCCAGGGUCAGAGCCACACCAGGGCACUAGGGCAGCUACAGACCCUGAAGGGCUGUCUGGUGGCACAGGCUGGAACCCUGCCCCCAGCACAUUCCAGUUCCUUGCAGGCAAGCAAGCUCCCUCGAGGCCUGCCCUGGUGGUGUGUCCUGGUGGGCUGGCUCCUGGUGGUAGUCACAAGUGGGGUGGCAGCCUUCUUCACCAUGCUCUACGGCUUGCACUACGGGCGGACUAGCUCCCUCAAGUGGCUCAUCUCCAUGGCCGUCUCCUUCGUGGAGAGUGUGUUUGUCACCCAGCCACUGAAGGUGCUGGGGUUCGCAGCUUUCUUUGCGCUGGUGUUGAAGCGAGUGGAGGACGAGGAGGAGCCUGUGGUCCCCCUCCUGGGACAUCUCUCCGGCCCAGACCCCUCUGCCUUGUUCCGAGCACGAAGAAACAGCAGAAAGGAUAUCUACCAGCCACCUCUGGCCUCUGACAUUGAGAAGAUGAAAACCAUGCACCUCAAGGAGCAGAAAGCGUUUGCCUUAAUCAGAGAAAUCUUGGCGUACCUGGGCUUUCUGUGGAUGCUGCUGCUGGUUGCCUAUGGGCAGAGGGACCCCAGCGCCUAUCACUUCAACAGACACCUCGAGCACAGCUUCACCCAAGGCUUUUCAACUGUGCUGAGCUUCCAACAGUUCUUCACAUGGGCCAACACCACCCUCGUGAGCAACCUGUACAGUCAUUAUCCAGGCUUUGUCACUGAUGGGAACGCCAAGCUGGUUGGUAGUGCCCAGAUUCGCCAAGUGAGGGUCCAGGAGAGCUCCUGCCUUCUUGGCCCGCAGCUGCAGGCUUUUCUUGACAGGUGCCGUGCACCAUAUUCCCUGGAUGUGGAAGACCUGUCAGACUAUGGGGAAGGUUGGAAUGCCUCCGUCCUCAACAACAGCAAUGACUUUUCCCAGGCUUGGCGGUACCAGAGCCAGAGCCAGCGCCGAGGGUAUCCCCUCUGGGGCAAACUCACCAUGUACCGGGGAGGAGGUUACGUGGUCCCCUUGGGGACUGAUCGCCAAAGUGCAUCAAGAACCCUCCAGUAUCUCUUUGACAACACCUGGCUGGACAGCUUGACCAGAGCUGUGUUUGUGGAGUUCACGGUCUACAACGCUAACGUCAACCUGUUCUGCAUUGUCACUCUGACCCUGGAGACCAGCGCCCUUGGAACCUUCUUUGCACAUGCGCACCUGCAGAGCCUGCACCUGUACCCCUUUACUGACGGCUGGCACCCCUUCGUGGUAGCCGCGGAGAUCGUCUACUUCCUGUUCCUCCUCUACUACAUGGUUGUGCAGGGCGAUCUCCUGAGGAAGAAAAAGUGGUGCUAUUUCCACAGCAAGUGGAACAUUCUGGAGCUGGCCAUCAUCCUGGCCAGCUGGAGUGCCCUGGCGGUGUUUGUGAAGAGGGCCGUCCUGGUGGAGCGUGACCUCCAGCGCUACCGAAAACACGGGGAAGAAGUGAUCAGCUUCAGCGAGACUGCAGCAGCCGAUGCUGCCCUUGGCUACAUCCUUGCCUUCCUGGUACUCCUAUCCACAGUGAAGCUUUGGCAUCUGUUCAGGCUGAACCCCAAAAUGAACAUGAUCACGUCAGCUCUGCAUCGUGCCUGGGGGGACAUUUCAGGCUUUAUCGUUGUCAUCCUUAUCAUGCUCCUGGCUUACUCCAUUGCAUCAAACUUAAUCUUUGGUUGGAAACUCCGUUCCUACAAAACCCUCUUUGAUGCGGCAGAAACAAUGAUCAGCCUUCAGCUGGGAAUCUUCAACUAUGAGGAGGUCCUGGACUACAGCCCAGUGCUCGGCUCCUUACUAAUUGGGUCCUGCAUCGUUUUCGUGACAUUUGUGGUGCUGAAUCUGUUUAUCUCUGUCAUCCUGGUGGCGUUCAAUGAAGAGCAAAAAAAUUAUCAGCUGUCGGAGGAUGGAGAGAUCGUCGAUUUGCUACUGAUGAAGACACUCAGUUUUCUGGGCAUUAAAUGCAAAAGGCAGGAGCCUGGAAGCAGCAGUGAGCAGCCUGAGUUGUUGUCUGAGGUCUGGCACCCUCAACCUGUUUCAACUGUGCCCCCAAUUUAA